AUGGAGGCAUAUAAUAUUAGAAGAAACAGUAAUAUUCAGAACUUAGCACCGAUUCAGUCGGAAUACAGAUCUAGUACCAUUGAGAGGCCAUCCUUUGCUAGUAACUCUUACUCAAAUUAUUACUCAAGCCAAGGAGGUCAGGGAGCAUUCAUUGGGACUCCAGGACUUGGAUCGAGAAAUUCAGGGUUUCUAAAUACACCACAGAAGACUUUUGGAAGGAAGCUUGAUAAUAACAGAAGUUUAGAAACUCCGACUCCAGUCCGGCCCUUGCUGCCAAGUAUUUAUUCCAACUCCCAGAAUGUGAAUCCUUACAACCAGCGACAUACCACUCCUUACCUUGAUAGAUCAGCUCAGAUGGAGUCUCACCUGCAAGAGAGUCAAUUAAUGUCUUCAAUGAUUAAGAAAAGUCGAGAUUUGUCAAAUGAGCAUAGCUUUCGUAAAAAAAUUGAGCUGCAGAAGAAGCUUCGUCAGGCUCAAGAAUCCCAAAUGAAACUGAGAAAGCAGCUUCAAAUGAGGCAGAACCGAACUCCAACCAAGCCCAUGGUGUUUGAGAGAAAGACUUUGCUUCCUCCACAAGAUGGGGCCUAUUCCAAUAUUUUGAUAUCCGAUGGCCAAGAUCAGAAGCCUGAUGUAGUCCCAAGCGAACAGUUUGGCAAUAUGUACGAGGAACAGAAGGACAAAAUGGAAAAGAAGGCCAACAAGACCAUCGGUGAUCUCCUGGAUUAUGAGAAAGACACUGAACAGGAAGAGUUCCAUCGGCCAAUCCAUAUUCUUUCAGGACUUCCACUCUAUAAGUUCAACAAGAAGGAAGCCGUUAAUCAAGAUUUAGUGCAAAAUUAUGAGAAAAGGUAUGAAGCCAAGAAACUUUUGAGGAAAACGAUCAGCCUACAAAGAAGGGUGAAUGAGCUUUCUCCUUACCAGAAAUUCAGAAGUAUCGCCAAGAGUAUUUUCUAUUGGACUAUUCUAUACAUCUCUGCAAAGAAAUAUGCAAAGGGCAUCAAAGAGACUUUGUCUCAGGACAUCGAGAAAAAUUAUGAUAUGAUGCAUGAAGUGACCAAGGAAUGGUUAAUUAAGUACCUAUCCAGUGCUCUAAGAUCAGCUGUUAACGAGUCUCCUGAGUUUGACUAUGAUUUCACAAAUGUACUUUCCUUGUUUAACAAAGCUGCUGUGAAGGAGAAAUAGGUUCAGGCGAUCAUACACAAAAGCUCUGUUUAUAGUAAAAAGUCUUCAGAUUGCUUUCCAAGAAAAAAAUAUCCCAAAGAGCAUGAAACUGUUCUUUUCCCAAGGUUUCAACCAUAGGUCCCAGGCUUGUCCAGAAUACCUCUCCCAAUUCGAAAAGAAUCGUGUUGAUGUGGAAGAGCACACUAGCACUUUUUACAGCAUGAAUAAGAAGAAAAAGAGGUUUAUGACGCUGUACUUCAUCAUUGGGAAGGUCCUGGUUCAAACCUUGCUGGCAGACAAAAAAGGCCUCGGUGUUAAGAUCAGCUCAAAAGCCAAUUGGAAUCUGAAAAUCAUCGGGACUAUUAUCUACCAGGUGUUCAUCACCUUGGCUCUAAAAUUAUGCCCUGCUCGGGAUGAGAAGGACGAUAAGGAGUAUAUCCUGAUUGACAAAAGUGGGAAGGAAAUAAAACAAACAACCACAGAAUUUGGGCAGCAAGAAUGAGUUUAUAAGAUUAAAGACCUAGGCGACCCUGUUGCGAAGCUGCUCUACAGUAAGAAUGACAUCCUUUACAUGUACACAAACCAUUAUGAAGAGGUCAAGAGGCUGGGAAAGGAAUUGCUCAAGAUCUUCCACCUUGUCGACAACUUCUUUAAGGUCAAUCUUAGAGUAAUGCUGCAUAACUUGGCUACUGAGGCUUAGAGAAUUGGUAUAAUUUCAACAGCUAUCUUACAAAUA
Messenger RNA from Moneuplotes crassus, 1897 nucleotides. NCBI's taxonomy places the organism in Eukaryota, Ciliophora, Spirotrichea, Euplotida, Euplotidae. The record is from the annotation of a GenBank genome assembly.